GUUAGACAGUCCGCCAUGGAAGAAGUCAACCUCACCGUCCCCUGUACCUUACUGGAGCAGGCCAGGAGGCAAAUGAGGAUAGACCCAGUAGCGGAGGCCAGGGUCCUGGUAGAGACGCUUGCCGACCAUUAUGGCCAGCACCGGGUACCGCGUGCACACCCGGCCAACGACCCUCGGCCCCGCCUAUGUUUGGAAGAACUAGUGCCUGAGACGCCCUUCCAGCAGCAGGUGCGUAGCCUGCGGGACAUUGUUCCGGCCCCGCCCAGGAUAGAGGAGGGGUAUGAUUCCAUGAAUUUGGAUUGGUUAGACGAUGACUUGUCAGUGCUCCUUAGGCAGUCAUCCCUGCCGGAGCAAUGGAGCGACUACUUCAAAAGUAUGCCGAAAUGGCAUGAUACCUCGCGAAAUGAGGCGCCGCAGAGGCUCUUGGUGUAUACCGACGGCUCUGCGGAUAUGGCAGACUCCCAUGACAUUUCUCCGGCGGCGUGGGCUUUUGCCGUUUGGGUGCAAUGUGCGCACGGGAUCUACUACCUAGGCUCUAUCCCUAGCUGGUGGACGGGCGUUGACGCCCACUAUCAUGCCUGGGUCGACCGCGUCUGGGACAGUGCCACAGCCAUAAGCACACCGAAGCCGCGCCGCCAAUCGCAGAGCUACCUGACAGCCGAGACUCUGCAACUGGUUGAUGAAAGGGCUGCCUACCGCCACUACAUCAAGGCAGAAGAGGUGGAACGUGUGCGACGCGUCAAGCUUGCAUGCUUUGCGGCCUUUGUGCAUUUGCGCCGGGGCACGGCCUUCGGGCAGGCGGCCCGCGCAACGGCGCAUCAGUGGCUAAGUGACGUGGAUAAAAGCAUAGCUUUGGCCCUUGAGCGCAUACAGGAGCUAGCCGUCGCGGAACAGAUAUGGUUGAUAGGUCUGCAGGAGACGAGACUGCCCAGUAGCGCGCAACUGGCGGACAGUGAUUUCAUGAUGCUCAACGCAGCGGCAGAUGAAGCCGGAUGCUACGGAUGUGCACUAUGGAUCAACCUUCAGCAGGGCUAUGCCACCACAGCAGACGAAACAUAUAGAGUGCAGCCGACUCAGGUUGUAGUUGUCAACAGUUCGCCCCGACACCUGCAGGUUCACAUCGAGGCCCCCAGGCUCAGCAUGACUGUACUAGUGGUGCAUGCACCGCGGGUAGCUACAGCCGGCCGAGAGGGGGUUCAAGCCUUUUGGAAUGACCGGGAGCGAGAGCUGCGACAGAGACCACAGCGUGCUAACGUGGUUUUGCUCGUGGACGCCAAUAGCCACGUAGGUUCCAUCACGUCGCACCACAUUAAGUCCAAGGAUGCGGAGGAGGAAAAUGUAGAAGGUUCCAUCUUCCAUGCCUUCUUAGAGAGGGUAGAUUGUGCUCUGCCGGCCACCUUUGAGGAAUGCCACCAAGGUGAUAGCUGGACAUGGUGUGGCCCAGGGACCACGCCUGCCAAGCAUCGCAUUGACUAUAUUGGCAUUCCAAAGUCAUGGGUUGACCUAGGGCCUAGGACUUGGGUUUGGUACACGUUUGAAGCCCUCCAAGCACGUCAAGAUCAUAUGCCAGUGUCCUUGUAA
This is a messenger RNA of Symbiodinium sp. CCMP2456, 1581 nucleotides long. Lineage: Eukaryota; Dinophyceae; Suessiales; Symbiodiniaceae. The record is from the annotation of a GenBank genome assembly.